UGUUUCGGUUUUUGUAUUUAUUUUUAUUGUGGAUUGUUUUUUCAUACGUAGAAGACGUGCUACCGUGAUCUGUGGUAACCGCGAAAAAAAAAUUGUUUUUGAGUUCCAACUAAAAAUAAAAACUGCCCUCAUUCUUGGAAUACGUGAGAUAAUACAAAUGAUGUGAUACACUGAUAGUGUCUUGUGAUAAGAAAAAAAAACAAAGGUUAUUGUAAUUGUUUAGAAGAAAUCAUCGAUUUGUAAUGAGACCUAACGCCGAGAAACCAACACAUGACGGUUUGAUUCGCAUUCAAAAUGAAAUCAGUGAAGUUGAGAAGCGAGAGAAUGAAUUGAAGAAAGAACAUGCCAGCGUUCUGCCAUCUAGCCGAACGAACAGCCUCAAUGGUGAUGUUUCGGAAACAUCAAGUUCACCUGAGCCAAGCUCAACUCCACCUGUUGUUACCAUUGACAGUAAAGAUCAUUUCAAGAAAAACAAGAUUAUCGAGCCACAACCGAAACCACAAUAUUUACCAGUCCCGGGUCUUACACGCGCUCUGACAUCGCCACAACUCUUUCAAGUGUCACCAAUGAAGAAAUUCAACCUCAACAACACACCACAUCGAGGAAUUAUGGAAAAAUUUAUUGCGUCACGUGGGAAACUAAUUGGCAAUCAACCAGCCCAAAACAAUUUCAAGAAAAAUUUGAUGAUGUCACCAAUUGAAUUUAACAGCGGAGGCAUUAAAGCAUUUUCUAUUGUUGAGAAGCCCACAAUCGAGCGCGACAUCAAAGGUCGACCAGUUAGAAAGGGUUACAUCCCAGUGGAGGAGAAAAUUCAAAGUGAAUUAAGGGAUUUGAAGAAUCGUGAAUGUGAAUUGAAAAAGUUGCACAAGCUUAAUGGCAUUCGUGAUUCUGAUGAUGAUUUUAACAGUUCCGAUGAUUUGGACAGCGAUUGGAGUCCGUUGAAUGGAAAAUUAUCAAAAUCAAUUGAUGCUCUCAACAGCAAUUCUAGUCUGUCGCCAAGUCCUGAAACCCAAAGACCAGUACCACAACCACGCACUGGUGUCAUUCGGCCUGCUGUUUCAUUGGCUCAACUUUGUGAUUUAGACGAGUCUGAGACUCCAUCAUCGCAUAAGUUGAUUGAAAGAUGGGAAAGCAUCAUUCAAGAGAAUUUACAAAGAGAAAAGUCGCACAACUUACAUUAAAAAUCUUCUUUAAAGUCAUUUCAAAUCAAAUUAAGCGACGACACUGAAAAAUGUUCAUCUUAUUACAACUUGUCGGACGUUCUUUGAAUUUCGAUUUCUUCUUUUCUAUUUAUUAAUUAAUUAAUGUAUUUUUUUUUGUUUCAAAGAAUACAAAAUGAGAGAAAUGUUUGAAA
This is a messenger RNA of Clunio marinus, 1354 nucleotides long. Lineage: Eukaryota; Metazoa; Arthropoda; Insecta; Diptera; Chironomidae. The record is from the annotation of a GenBank genome assembly.